This is a messenger RNA of Daldinia caldariorum, 1551 nucleotides long. RefSeq names its product translation protein. Bases 396 to 1478 code for a protein of 360 amino acids. The transcript has a single exon. NCBI's taxonomy places the organism in Eukaryota, Fungi, Ascomycota, Sordariomycetes, Xylariales, Hypoxylaceae. The record is from RefSeq and is a predicted model, not a curated record. Gene Ontology annotation, cellular component: ribosome; mitochondrial large ribosomal subunit. Gene Ontology annotation, molecular function: structural constituent of ribosome. Gene Ontology annotation, biological process: translation.
AAAGGGGUUAAAAUAAAAAUAUGAAAAUGUAAAAUGUAGGUGAUGUAGGUGCCCUUUUUUUCAGCAGGCGCAAAAGAUCCAGGCUUUCUUUCUCCAUCGCGGGCGCCUGCAGAGAUAUCUCUACCUACCUAAAUGUACCUAGGUACCUACGUACCCCCAUCUUCCACUUAGUUAGGUACCUACCUAGUCAUAUACCAUAGAUUUCCCGAAAAAGUUCGGAUCCACUCCAUAUUUUUCAACGUCCAGACCAAACCUUCAACCAGCCAGCCGUCCUGUCAUAUCUCGAAAUUGCCCCAUUCCAAAAUUCCCAAACCUACGAAUAACCCGAAACCCGAAUUGGGACGGAAUUGGGUCCUGAGCUCUCUAAGCUCCCCCCCCAACCCCCCCCCGCGACGAUGGCAUCCCGACUGCCGGCCCGCUGGGCUGCCGGCCUGUCUAAGAGCUGCUUGCAACUAGGCGGCAUCAGCAGCACCACCCUCACCACCGCCACCACCAGAGUCCUCAUCACCGAAAACCAUACCCUCCUCCCGCGGACGGCGAAGCGCGGCGUCAAGUACGGCUGGUCGACGCUCAACAGGCGGACGCGGCCGACCCGCUUCAACCAGCAGAGCGCGGGGCUUCCCGCGCCCACGACGGGCCCCGCGGCCGCCCUCGAGCGCAAGAAGAUGUCGACACCCCUGCGGCCGGGCAUCCUGGCCACGAAAGUCGGCGUGUCGGCCAUGUACGACGCGAACGGGCGCCGCACCCCCUGCACCAUCCUGCAGAUGGACCAGGUCCAGGUCGUCGCCGUCAAGACCCGCGCCAAGAACGGCUACUGGGCCGUCCAGAUCGGCUGCGGCCAGAAGGAGCCCAACAACGUCACCGCCCCUCUGCUCGGCUACUUCGAGGCGAAAGGGAUCGCGCCCAAGCGCGAACUCGCCGAGUUCCACGUGCGCGGGGAGGAGGGCUUGCUGCCCGUCGGCGUGCAGCUGCAGCCGGACUGGUUCAAGGUGGGCCAGUUCGUCGACGCGCGGAGCAAAAGCCGGGGCAUGGGGUUCGCGGGCGGCAUGAAGCGGCACGGGUUCGCGGGCCAGGAGGCGAGCCACGGUAACUCCAAGAACCACCGGACGAUCGGUACCUCGGGCCCCAGCCAGGGCGGCGGUUCGCGCGUGCACCCGGGCAAGAAGAUGCCGGGGCGCAUGGGCGGGGAGCGGGUGACGAUCCAGAACCUGCGGGUGCUCAAGGUCGACAACGAGACGGGCAUCGUCGUGGUGAACGGCCACGUCGCCGGCCCCAAGGGCUGCCUCGUCAAGCUGGCCGACGCCGUCAAGAAGGACCCCCCCGCCGAGACCUUCAUCGCCAAGGCCAAGAGGAUACUGCUCGAGCGGAAUCUCGGCCACGAGCAGCACCUGGAGGCGGCGCGGCAGAGACAUCUGGAAUUAAAGGAGAUGAGGAAGGCGGGUAGCAUAGGUAACGCUGCGGCUGUGGCGACCUUGUAGAAUAAAUAGAUGAAUAUAUACUACAUCUGUACCAUGUACUACGAUGAUGAUGUACACGAAUCUCGGACCCCUA